This is a messenger RNA of Porites lobata, 14569 nucleotides long. The record is from the annotation of a GenBank genome assembly. NCBI's taxonomy places the organism in Eukaryota, Metazoa, Cnidaria, Anthozoa, Scleractinia, Poritidae.
AUGGCGGAAACAGGUGAUUGGCAAUUUCACUGACUCUCUUUCUUUUCCUUUGAUCUCGUUUUUAAGUCGAUUUUCUCGAAUACUUCUUUCUCAUUUAUAUAAAUCCCUUAUUAUUGCUGUAUUGUAACGUACUUUGUUCGAUGUCCUAGCUAAGAAAGCUAAAAAGAAAAAGGGGAAGACUCUUGCCCUGACUGAGUUCUUGGCCGAUGAUGGCGAAAAUGGAUCGUCCUCUGUAUCUCAUGCGGCCGUAUUCUCCGCUCGAUCAACAAGCUGGGCCGACGAAAGCGAGGAACUUAACACUGAAGGUAUGAACAGCGUUUGGGUACUAAUUAAAGUAGCUGUUGUUUUGAAAAAAAGUAUCCCAGGGACUUACAAAGUGUUCAUUUCGCAACGGCACGUAGAUCCGGCCUACUUAACAAUCUAAUGCAUGCAUGGUUUAAGCACCGUACUAAAGCGGUUACAAUUUUGUUAACUAUAGUUGGAGAAUAAUGUAAUUCGUACCUAGGUCUUCCGAUCUUCACAAAAGCCUGUUUUUUUUAUAUAUAAACGCCGUUGCGAAAAAAAAUAGUCCCGGCGGAUUGUGAAACCUUGCUCGCUGGUAAUUGUCGCAACUACAAGUAGAUUAAACUUUUUGGUUUCAAGUAGACUAGAUAUCUGCUGUGAAAAGACCAGGACCUAUUUUUUCCCUCGAGUUUUAUGAUUUAAACGUAUUGGUUUAAUCGUGUCAUACAAACUUCCAGAAAUUAGUAUCGUUUUGCAUCAAAGGAUAGCACUAAACAACUGUCCAAAGAAAUGAGGAAUGACUUUGCGUUAUUGAGUUUAUUUACAACCUUCUUUUUCGAUUUGAAGGUAGAUUUCACCGAUUUGAUUAUUUAAACUAAACAAUGUUCACCUCAUUGAAGAUUCCAAACACAAAAUAUUAUUAAUAAGUAACAAAGAUCCUUAAACAGUUUAUUACUCGGCUGGACGUUGCAUAUAGUUCAUUUAUGGAGCGGCUUCAUUUACUAUUAAAGAUGACGUGUCUAAAAUGUCACAUGUACUUUCCUGAAUUGAAUUAAAGGAAAAUUCACAUAGAGAAGUAAAACUUUUUAUCAUAAUUUUAUAAGAACUGUUUUACUUGGUAGAAAAUGCAGAUGAGAAGUUUUAUCACUGACUGGUGUUAUCCAACCAUGCCUGUGUUGACUGAUUCCAUGUAGAGUUUACUUUUUGUUUAUUUAUUCAUUAAUGUUUUGUUGUACAUUAUCCUUCCCACUUUUCAAAGUGGCUUUCAUUAGAAGUUAAGAAAAAAUCCAAAUUUCUGUCAAGUGGGUAUUAUCAUGAGAGAGUUCUUCUGUAAGGGGUUUAAUUGAUUAGUCACGUUGCUUGAUUUCAUUCAUAAUCAUAACUAUAACAAAAUUCUCAAAUCUGAUUGGCUAUCAACUGCCCUGAUUUCAGCCUUAAUUGGACAAUUUAAUAGGACAGUACGCGUCAUGCCUAAGUAAUUGGACAGUACGCGCCAUCACACGUGCGCUUAAAUGUCUUUUUUUCACUACUAGCAAAAGAAAAUUGGAAUUUCUUCUGUUUUGAUUUUAAAAAAGGACCGUGUAUAUCACAAAUUUUGUUACAGUUAUGAUUAAUUGGUAACAGAACUUCAUGUCGUCCAAUUCAGUCUUUAAUCAUAACUAUAACAAAAUUCUCAAAUCUGAUUGGUUCUCAACUGCCCUGAUUUCAGCCUUAAUUGGACAGUUUAACAGGACAGUACGCGUCAUGCCUAAGUAAUUGGACAGUACGCGCGCGCUUAAAUGGCUUUUUUUUUUUCAUUGCUAGCGAAAAAAUCUUGGAAUUUCUUGUGUUUUGAUUUAAAAAGAGCCCUAUAUAUCACAAAUUUUGUUAAAUUUAUGAUUAAUUGGUAACAGAACUUCGUGUCGUCCAACUCGGUCUGUAAUCAUACUCGUGAUUAAACAAAUCGGACUCCCGCUACGCGGUCGUCCGAUUUUGUUAAUCACUCGUCUGAUUACAGACCGAAUUGGACUCCACUCAGUCCUGUUACCAUUACUAAUCAUACUUGUGAUUAAACAAAUCGGACUCCCGCUACGCGGUCACCCAAUUUUGUUAAUCACUCGUAAGAUUACAGACCAAAUUGGACUCCUCUCGGUCCAGUUACCAUUACUAAUAAUAAUAAUUCUUUUAUUUACCCUUGGCAGUAUUUAUAGCACUUAUGCUAGUGGGGCCGAGCGAAUGACUGAAACAAAUAAUUUAAAUCAAACAUAACAGGGUUGAGAAUCCCAACUGGCUGGAGGCAAACCAACUGGCUACUUACAAGCAUGACCAAGGAUUUGAACUCGGGACUACCAUGAACAAAUCCAGCUAGAGACCAGGGUGGGACUUGAACACAGGUCUCCGAAUUGCAAGUCCGGCGCUCUAACCGCUUGGCCACUUUGCCUCAUACUAAGAGAGUACACAGUAAAUGCUCUUUUUCUCCUGUUUUACCCUUUCAUUACUAAAAGAGGCCUAAGUUGAAAUGCUGCUGAAGAAUGAGUGGCUUUUACAUUGAUUUUGUUAACAUAUUCAAAAGUUAGAACUACUGUCAACUCUUUCUUAAGGAAUACCUCUAUAAGACAGAUGCCUCGUAAAUACCGACACCUAGUGUUGGUCCCGUCCUCCCUGCCUUUCCUUACUCCUUUUAGUUGGCUCUCUUUACAGGCUGGAUUUCACUACGGACGGACUCGGAUCGAGUCAGAGUCAUAAGCGGAGUCGUAAGAGCGCUUAUGACCUAGUGAAAAUAAAAAAUCGGAGUCGUAAGCAGAGUCAUAAGCGCAACGGAGUCUGAGUCAGUAUAAUCAAAACGUUUAAAUUUCUUCUGACUCCACUUUAGGACUCCAUCGCUUAUGUUCUGCUUAUGAUCUAGUGAAAACCAGACUGUCAGAAGCAGGAGUGGAAGGAUAAACCAAUCACAAUGCACAUUCCCACUCUUUGUGAUUGGUUUAGUUCUUCUGCUUCUGCUUCCGACUCCAACAAUCUGGUUUUCACUAGAUGAUAAGCGGAACGUAAGAGACAGAGUUGUAAGCGGAGUCAGAACGCUGUUUUCGCCAGAUCAUAAGCUCUUACGCUUCUGGUUAUGACUCUGACUCCGACUCCGUCGCUCAUGAAAACCAGCCUUAAGAUGGACAUCUUUAUAAGACUGACACAUCUUGCCAGUAACAGAGAGUUGACUGUACAUAGAAUUUCACCCCAACUUUAUCUCGUCCCCUUUUUAUUUUCUUGACAGUUGAUACUGCAUGGCCUGAAGAGGCGUAUGGUGGUGUGUCUACUGACAAAAAACUGCGUGCAGCUAUGGAUAGAGCUGCCUUACCCACUGCCCCUAGGGCAGCUAGAGGUCCAGACAUUGAUACCUCGAAGAUUCCUGAAGGACCUCCCUAUACAGCGUUCCUUGGAAAUUUGUCUUAUGAUGUGGACAAAGAUGAUAUUUUAGAAUUCUUUGGUACUAGCAAGGUACUGUUCAAUUUUUCUUGUAUAGUUUUAUGAAGCUUAGUUGCCAGGUUAUCGGUCAUUUUGUUACAAAGUCGUUUCGAUACAAUAAUCAAUUUCAUUCAGUCAAGGUGUACAUGUAAAUAGUUCCACAUACUUGGCUGAAAGAACGAAGAAUAUUCACCCGAAUGGUUUUUUUGUUCAGGUGCAAACUACAUGUAUUCUUGAGGUGAAUGAAAUUUUUGUGCAGUUUCACUGUUUGAGUUUCUAUGGAAAAGAUUUGUAUUGAAACGAACGGUUUCCAGUAGCCACGGUUAGAGAAAAAUGAACCAUUUUAAAGUUGAAGGGAGAAUAAUUGGGGGAUCAGGCAAAAAGUGAAGGAGAAUCUUACUUCUUGACAAAAUCAGUGAAAGUUAGGAAAUUUCACUUUGUAUGUUUUUACAAUGUUUGCUGAAGGUUGUAAGCUUGUAGAAAACUUGUACUCUAAAUUAUGUGGAAAAAACAUUAGGAUUGAAAAUGAAGAGAUGAAUUCUCAGCAUCUGUAGAGGAAAUGUGAAGAUACGAUGUCAGUGAAAAUUGUUUAAAGGACAUAAAAUUUUCUCGGAAUAGUGAAGGGUUUUUUUUCAUUCGGAAGAGUGACAACUUUGUUUAGUCAACUAAUCUUGUAUUUACUUUUGCCAUUUUAAGGCUGGUUUUCAAUAGCGGAGUCAUAAAUGGAGUCGUAAGAGCACUUAUGACCUAGUGAAAAUCAAAGAUUAGAGUCGUAAGUGCAGUCAUUAGCUUGACCGAGUCAGAGUCAGAAGAAUCAGAAUGUUUCCGUUUCUUCUGACUCCGCUUACGACUGCGUCACUUACCUUCUGAUUAUUAUCUAGUGAAAACCAGAUUGUUGGAGUUGGAAGCAUAAGUGGAAGGAUAAACCAAUCAAGUGCACAUUCCCACGAUUUGUGAUUGGUUUAGUUCUUCCGCUUCUUCUUCCGACUCUUACAAUCUGGUUUUCACUAGAUCAUAAGUGGAACAUAAAUGACCGAGUCUCAGGCAGAAUUACAACACUGUUUUCUCUAGAUCAUAAACUCUACGCUUCUAAUUCUGACUCUGUCGCUAGUGAAAACCAGCCUUUAGAAUUAAAAAUUAAAUAUUAAAUCCUUUACUACAAAGCUAAGCCUCCUCUUUCUAGUCUUAUUUUCCACCUUUUUGGAAAAGGAUAGUAAUUGAGCUUCAUCCUCCUGUAAUACCCUCCUCUUACGGGCAAUUCACAUGGUACCAGAGUGACUUUCAUUUUAGAACAAGAUCAUUCCAUCUCCAUUAUGUCUCUGUAUUUGUUUACAUGUACAUGAUACCAAAAUGACAUUUUGUUCCCAUACAAGUCAAUCCGGAAUGAUUUCAUCCUGGUUUUCAAUCCCAAUGAAAUUGUCAUUCUGAAACUAUUUUGGUAUCCUGUAAACUGAAAAUGAACUUUGUUCCGGUUUGAAAAUUGCAAAUCAAGUAGUCUGGGGUGAGUGGCGCAUGCAUAUCUGAUCUGGCAUGAAAACCACGCAAGAAAGAAUUCCUUUGGCUGAGCCGUUGGAUUUUGUCAUGUAAAUGCAGUCCGAACUUCACUCUGUGACGAAACUCAUUCUGGUAUCUUAUAAAGGUAGCCCCUUACAACGUUUCCGUAAUAACACAAGUGAUGAUCAAUUGAAUGCAUUCAUGUAAAUGAGUCACAAAUGUGAUGCUCCACGUGCAUGGAUCAAAGUAUGGUACAUAGACAUGAUCAACUCAAUUAUUCAAACCACGUGAGACUUUGAGACAUACAUUUUUCUUCUCAUCCAAAGCAGGAUUGUUACAUGGUUCCUACAAUCUUGAAAAGGUCUUGAAUUUUACUAGUCGUCUUGAAAAGUCCUUGAAAUUCACAACUUUAUCUAUGCCAGACAACUUUUUUUCUUUAAAAUUAGAUUAUUUUGCAGAGGAAAAUUUGGCUCAUCCUUGGUAUAAGAACCUGUAAAACUCACAGAUAAAGUAAAAACAUUUUUGUGCAUAAGCAAAACUGUAUUACUGUUUCUUUUUUUCAAAUGCUAUUUCUGUACCUCAGAUGCAAUUGCAAGUCAUACCCAGUCAUUUUGCAAAGUGUUGUUGCGGAAAGUAGUAUAAAAUAACGUGAUCAACGAAGGCCAAAGAAGCAAAACUCAUAAAUGACUCCAUGACUUUAUAUUUUAGCCAAUUGGGUGAUCAAAGGAGGUUAAAGAAUGCUGAUUUAUUACAGAAAUCUUACUCCUUGAAAAACCCUUGAACUGUCCUUGAAAUUUGUCUGUCAGAAGUUGUACAAACCAUGUGUUAAAUGACAUCACCCCCCUCUACCCUGUUGCAAACAUGCUUAAGAAAAUUAUCCAGUAGUUUUGUUGAUUAGGACUUACCAGAUGACUGAGAUUGUUCUUCUUUUUUUCACAAUGUUUUCAUUCAAAAAAUUUAUAGUGUUCUUAAUUGACAAACAUUUAAGUUGGCACACAGGGCCAGGGUUCUCAAUAGAAGGCGGCACCCGGCGAUUGAUCGCCGCUUACUUUGGGAUUUAUGGCCGCUUACUUUGUGUUUAAGUCGCUUUUCUUUACUUUGUUUUGACACCUCUGGCUUUGCUGAAGAGCCUCCUACUUUAUCAGUGAUCACCUCCUACUUAAAAAUCUAUUGAGAACCCUGACAGGGCACCUUAUUUAGUAAGGGACAUGUCGUUAACUUUUCAUGAUAGAUUACAGAAGUGCGUCUGCCCCAGGAUAACAAUGGACGACUCAAAGGAUUUGGUUAUGCUGAGUUUGCAGACAAGGAAGCCCUUUUAGCAGCUCUCACACUGAACAAUGAGGUAACAUUUUUGGCUCAUGAAACAAAGUUCAACGGAAUUUUUUUUAACUACCUUGUAUUCCUGGGAUUGACAGGGAUGCUCACUGUCUUGUCAAACUUUGGUCUCACUUUUGGUGUUUAGGAUGGGAUGGAAAGCUAAUAUUGCCUUCCUUGAAAGCUAAUAUUGCCUUCAAAAACAAACAAACUGUGUGGGAACAUAAUCUCCUUUGGGGGUGAAACGAACUCUCAGCCACGAUCAGAUAGGUCUCUUUGAGGGAUUUACUUUUUAAUUUCCAACAAGCUUCUUUGUUGAGCCAUAAAUCAGAUUAAGAUGGAUACACCUCGUGGUGAGGUAGAUAAUACACCUUGUUCAAUUGUCCAAUUGUGGUGCAAAAAACCCUAAGAAGGUAUGUACCAAAGUGGACCCACUGUUGUAAUUUCUUACCUGUCAAAGGUAAUGGCAAAGAGUCACUUUUUUAUGGUGGUAGCUCGAAAUAGUCAUUAUCUCUCACAAACCUUGGGCAUAUGGUGGGUGCAUUUUACUACCUUCUUUUCCAUCACUGUUCCAUUUUAUGGUUUAAUACUUAAAGCUACUCAGAAAGGAAAGAAGAUGAAGCAACAACUCGAAGUCACACCUGGGAAUUGAAGUAACAUACUACAGUCAACUCUUGCCUUGCAGACACCCCACUAUAAUGGACACCGUGAUAAUACGGAAUGCAGCAAAUACCCAAGCAGAGAUACUGUAUUGCAGACGUUUGACUGAAAUAAACUCCCGCUAUUACGGACUCUCGCUAAAGAGGACACUAACUUGAGGUCCCUACAGUGUCUGCUAUAAAGAGAGUUGACUGUAUACCAAUAAUUGUUCCUAAACAAAAGCUGAGCUGCACAAUAAUAUUGUUUAAUAAAGCAACUGGCAAAACUAGCAUUUAUUUUUUGGAGUUAUUAAGAGCCAAGAUACAAGCAAAUGUGUCACUUGUUUAAUGUUGUUGUUUUCUUUUCCCCAGCAUCUCAAGAACCGAAGAAUAAGAGUUGAUAUUGCAGGACAGCAGCAACAACAAGGUGAGGAAUUAUCUUUAUAUCUUCAGUGGCUCAAUAUAAUGUUAUGAAACUCUCUCUGUACCCUCAGUUAAGUUUUCCUUUAACUUUUGAGUUUGUGAAUGAAAUCUUAUGCUGUGACCAUUCAAAUGAAAGCUACUGAACAGAAUACUUUCCUGUGGUGCUGUUAAUUAUGCUGUACAAGGUGGUUCUAACUUUUAAGUCUGUAGAUGAAAUCCUCAAGUGUGACCAUUCAAUGACUGCUACUGAGCAGUACUUUCAUGUGGUACUGUUUAUUAUGCUGUACAAGGUGAUUCUAACUUUUGAGUCUUUGGAUGAAAUCCUACAGUUUUCCAUUCAAAUGCGUAGUACAGGAGGGCAUGUGAGCAUUGACCUGAAUGCUACUUAACAGAGCUUUUAUUUGAAUAAUGUUUGCUGUGCAGCAUUUUUGAAGUGAAAUUUGGACUUUCCCUGAUUUUGAUCACGUUUUCCACUACUAGAUCGCGAGAGAGGCGACAGGGACGGUAGAGGCAGCGGCGAACCUGACCGUACAGAGAGUGACUGGCGAAGUAAACCCGAGCCUCAUCCGAAUCAAAAUGGAUAUAACGACAGGGAACGACGUUAUGACGAUGGCCCCCGAGGAGGGUACGACAGUGGACCUCGGGAUAGAUGGGGACACCGAGGUGAUGACGAAGGGCCUUACCGCGAUAGAUCGGGCUUUGGAGGGUACGACGAUCGACCACCACGUGACAGAUCGGGUUUCCGAAGUUAUGACGAUGGACCUUCUCGUGAUAGAUCGGGUUACAAAGGCUAUGAUGAUGGUCCCUCUCGAGGAUUUGGCAGUGGAUGGGGUGAUAGGUACGCUCACAGUAUUUGAUUGUUGCAAAUUUUACACUUUGAUCGUAUCCCAGAAUAAGAAUAAUAUAAAGUUUUGUCACAAAUCUCUUCUACCGUGAUUUUUGGACCAUUUAACUUUAUAUUUCAUUUCAAGCAGUUUUUUAAAUUGCAAAACAAUGAAAGCAAAGACAAUCGAUUUCUAGAGUUUAUUCCUUCAAUUCUUAUUCCGGAAUACGGCCAAUCGAACACACCCUUAAUUGUCACUAAUUUUCAGGUGUACUGUAAGUUAUGGAGGUUAUUUCUCACUCUAACUUUUAAAUCUGUGGACGACAUCUUUUGGUGUCAUCUUUCAAAUGAAACCCUUAUGUCUUUGGAAUAGUUUCUUCAUUAUGAUAAUUAGUAUUAUUAUUAAUUCUAGGGUCUGUACAAAGAGAAAUUUUCGCGAUUCCGUUAUACAUGCGUUCUACUUCGUCGUUUUGUCACCGUAUCAAUCUCUUAAACGAAGAUCUAAAUGUGAGAGCAAGCUCUCUGGGAGGUGUGGCGGAAGCGGAAGAAUUACACCCCGAACCCCCCUUCCCCCCCAGUGAGUAUGUUCCAACAUUUAGGUCUUCGUUUAAGAGAUUUACACGGUGACAAAACGACUGAGGACUCAUUUAAAUACGAAAUUUUCAUCCAUUAGCUGGACAAAAUGAAAAAAUUCAAUUUUGAAGAGUACUAGCAUUAAAAUUUGGUUUCAAACAAAAGACAGUCAGAGCCUGAGACCAGCCUCCUUAGUCGGGUAAACUGGGGAAUAACGGGGCGAGCGCGAACCCAACGGGGGAUUGAGGCGGCCGCCGCCCUUUCCCCCUCCCCAGUUCCUCCCUAGACUUUUUUGCGCCCCGUUUUUUGCCUAAUAAAUGCGCCAGUCCUAGCAAACAAACUGACCUUUUUUUUUGUUGUUACCUGAUAGUUUUAUCAAGUUUCUUUCUCUGCAUAGAACUAUUAGUACCUCGACCUUGAAUAUGAAUGACAACAGGUUUCGGGGCCCGUUAACUAUCAGGACUUUGGAGAAACGGGCCCCAGGCCCCUGUUGUUCAAAGGUUGGACAGCAAUAUCUACUGCGGGAUAAAUCGCUAUCCGCCGGUGGAUAGUUGUCAGAAAAAAUCAAUUGCGUUAUCCACUGGAUAGAGGCUAAUCUAGAGGACAGCACUAUCCAGUCGUUGAAAAAUUGGGGCUAGGCUCAUUGGUGGGGCAAAAAACUUUAGAUUUGAAUUUUAAUAUUUCGACCCCGAACAGUCUCCGGGAUUCUCGAGAAACGGGCCCAUGGUCGAAGACCUGAGAGGUUACAUGAUUUUUGUUCUUGUUUUUUUUGUUGUUGUUGUUGAGCGAAGUGGCAAAUUCUGUCAUUAACUGGUAAUUUUUACCCUGCAUCAACACAGGCAAGAUGACUAUGAGCGAGGCAACGAUCGAUAUGAUGGUUAUGGCCGAGAUAGACCCGACAGUCGUCGGUAUGGGGAUCGAUAUGGCGGCGACCGUGAUCGUGGCGGCGGUUUUGGCCGAGAUCGCUACGACGAUCGUCGAGAUCGGUUUGGCGGAGAUCGUGAUCGCUUUGGUGGAGAUCGCGAUCGUUAUGGCGGAGAUCGCGAUCGGUACGGCGGAGAUCGCGAUCGGUAUGGCGGAGAUCGUGAUCGGUACGGCGGAGAUCGUGAUCGGUACGGAGGAGAUCGCGAUCGUUAUGGCGGAGAUCGUGAUCGGUAUGGAGGAGAUCGCGAUCGUGGCGGCGGAUAUGGCCGAGACCGGUACGAUGAUCGUCGCUAUGACGACCGCCGAGGUGGUGAUCGGUAUGGAGACAGAGAUAGGAGGCAUGACAGUUACGAUGACCGUGACUCAGAUACGUGGCGUGACAGUGAUCGUGGUCGCGAUGCGAGAAGCGAUUUUGAUAGAGACGAGCGCGAACCAGGUAGUAACAGAUUAAUCAUAUAUUUUGUUUUGAAACUAAUUACUAUUUACUGUCCUAUUACUGGAGCUACGAAACUCUCAGAAACCUCCCCUUUCAUUAAACUUCUGUUCAGCUCCCUUUUCACUGCUAUUGUUGUCAGGGCUAGAGACACUGUUUUUGUUAUUAAUCACACAUAGUUGCCCCAUUGUUGCGACAUUGUGUCGAUUAGUUGCUACAUUGUGCCAACAUUGCAACGCUACGUUGCGUUAAAAAUCUUUGUUGCGAAUCGUCCCGUUCAACAUCACCUUUAGCUAAUUGAACAACUCGUUCUGAAAGCUUUGUAGAGCUCCUCCGAUUAAUUGAGUAAGUGAGAGUUCUGAGGAUAUAUGCAAUAUGGAUUAAAAAUUCGUUCUCAUGCUGUUAUUGUGGAUUUCAGAUUGACAAAAAAAUUACGUGCAAAAGUAUAUUAAGUUCUCUGCGGUAUGUUUGUGCUGGUCAGUAUAGUUCUGGAAGGAAGAAGUCGUAUAACUGAUCGUACACAAUCCUCUCGAACACUUUGGCGACUACGGAAAUGAAAGAUUUGAUGGAGACGUCAACUAAUGUUAGGCAACAAAAAAACACUUCCUUUAAAAACUAAAAUCUGAACCCUGGAGAUCAGUCUGGGCCAGAAAACGCAUCCAAAUCACAAAAUAACUAAUGAGAAUUUGACUUUGAAGGCGGUUGUAUUGUUUUUCAUUUGCAGUUAGAGAAAGACCCAAACUUCACCUACAGCCCCGAACUAAACCAUUAGAAGAUAAAAGCGGGCCUGUCUCUGGCAGCUCCGUAUUUGGUGGCGCCAAACCAGUUGAUACGGCAGCCAAAGAGCGAGAGAUUGAAGAAAAGCUCGCUCGACAAAAGCUUGAAGAGGAAACCAAGCUUGCUAGAGAGAAGGAGGGACAGAAAGAGCGCCGAGAGCGAGAGGACUGGCCACGUAGCUCCAGCAGCAGGCCCCGUCGUGACAGCAAUCGCUCAAAUGAAGGUGAGCGUGGUGCGAGGGAACAUAGGGAUAGCUCUGAUUAUCGAAGCCGUCGUGACAGUGGGAGGUCCAGUGACGAGGGCACUUCUAGUAAGGACACUGAGGCUCCUUCUCGUGACAGCCCGCGUGGAGGUGGGAAAGAAACCAAGGAGACCCCUAAAGAGCCCCCUAAAGACGCCCCUCCGCCUGCUGUGAAUGUAUGGGCGAAAAGGAUGGAGCAACAGAAGGCAGCUUCUGCGACAGACGCCACCGAGGCUAAGAGCCCCACAAGAGAGCACAGAGUGGAAAUUAAUGUGGACAGUGCUAGUAUGUCAGUGACUUCUCCUCCUCCUCCCACCUCCCCUGAGAGGAAGGGAUUUAGCAAACCACCUGGUCCGAAAAGAGAGUUCAGUGGUCCCCCAAGGGGGAGAGGGAGAGGAGGGGAAAGGUCAAGUACACAUGCCCCUGCGGGGAGAGGGAUUAAAAAGGACAGAAGAGAACGCAAAUCUGCGGAGCCCAAGAAGUACGAGGAAGCGCCACAACCGGUAAGUCCCAGCACAUGUGUACUACAUCCUUGGCGAAGUUCUUUUUAAAAUGAAACUCCUUGUGCCUUAUGAUGGGUUAAUAGUCGAGAGAGUGUUUUCCUAAAGUUGUCGAGUAAAUGGUAGGUGCUGUUGAUGUAAAAGCAAGUUUUGCUUAGCGUUCGGAGAGAAUCUCUGCCCUCCGAAUAAGUAACGGAGCCUGCAGAUAGCGGGAAAAUGGCCAAAGAAAGAAAAAAAGGAUUUUCAAAAAUAGUGAUGAGUAAAUGCACACAACUGAUAGGCCUAAGAUUUUUAACAACAGAAUAUGUCUCAAUAGAUGACAUAAAAAAGUAAAAAAGGUACUUUAAGCGUCAGAGGGGUGCUAAAAAGCCCGAGUUUUUUAUUUUUCUUUCGCGUUGUGUCUCUCUGAAAGUUACAUUCUGCUGCCUAGAGUAAAAUGAGAAGAUUGUGCCAAGGCGCUUUUUGAGCUACGCACGUCAACAGGAAGAGGCCGUUUGUCUUUUCAUAUACCUUGAUGCUGAUAAAUCUUUGUUACAUAGUGUCUCUACUCUUACAGAGACGACUUUUCCGAAAAUCUGGGCUAAACCCAUACCCAAGAAUGCAAAAAUCCCACUUCUGGUUAACGCCCGUCGCUCAAAAACGUCUUUGUUCCUUAUUGUUUGGAUUAAAGCGGAAUCAUGACUUCGUUUUCUUCGCUUCGCGGCAAUAAACGAUAUUUAAUGAGGAAAAUGAGGCGCUUGCGCAGAAAAGGUUAGCAAUGGAGAAGAGAAAGCGAUGAAAGCUACUGAGAUUCUAAACCGGCGUAGCCAGUAAUGCAAACAGUUUCCUCUCACUCGUCAGAUAUGUUACUCUCCAAAAGAUGAGGCAAAAUGUUCUAUACGACAAUUUUCCUUCGUUAAUUCUUCCCCAAGAGUUACGCCAUAUUUGUCACAUAAUUCCGAAAAGAGCAAAUUUGUUUUAUUAGCAAUGACUCGUCUAUAAUAAUCCCGAAUGUGUUCCUACUAUCGAAAGCACUCUUCGCCUUGCUCAUGACGACCUACAGUAACUUGGUCAAUUAGAUAGUUGAUGUUCCUGGAUUCAAAACGUUUACCACUGAGUUGCUUUGUCGCAAGGUCGUGCAAAAAUCUUGAUUAGUCCAUUUUUACGUCUUUUUCGACAGGUCUUUCACAAGGCGAGCAAAUUCUCCGCGCUUCUAGUUGACAAUGAAGCAGCCGAAGAGGACACAGAACAAUUUGAAGGAGAAGAAGAAACGUGAUGAAAAGACAAGAUUUGAUCAAAUGAAUACCUCAAACACCUCACCAAGGCGGCGCAUGAUAACGACGGAAACCUCUGGCAUUGUGUGCUCACUUCUGAGUUCACCAGCAAGCGUGUUUCAUAAAAGUUGAACUUUAAUAUAUUUUGACUUUGUGGCCUUGGUGAGGUCGCAGUAAUUUUUAACUUUGAUGAUAUUUAAAUUUAUUUCUUGAAGGACAUUGUCCUUUCACAGUUUUUGCCGGAUAGACUUGUAAUGCACAGCCUCCUUUGAGGCCCAACAAUCCUUCGGUGUCUCGCAAAUUACUUUGUCACGCAAGGCUUCUCUCUGCAAGUAUUGCGUCACGUUGAUGAUCCUUAGGAAAGUGCAAGUAAUAUUAUGAGAAAACAGCACGUGUUGCAAUUGUCGCCAGGUAACCGUUGUCAAGGUUACUUAGAAAUGAGUAUUUUUUUGUCCUUGCAAAUGUUCUAAGUGGUAAUUGGUUGUUGAAAAAUAAUCGUCUAGAAAUUGUAACCUGAGCCGGUUAUCCUGUAAAGGAAGGUGACGGUGAAGAUUUCAUGGUGAAGAAAAAAAAUUCUCGCUUCAAGGUUAACUGAAGUGUUCUUAAUCUCUAUUCUAAGUCAUUGGAAAAAUGAGUUCAUGAUUUUAUGUCAUUGCAAGAUAAACGUGAAUAUGUACUAAAAGUGAACUGUUUUGGUCUCCUCAAUGUUCCGUCGGUUACCUUACGCUCAAUUAAUAGGGACCUUAAGAUGCGACGACAGGGACGGCAACUGGAGCGCAAAAAAAGCAAUAGGUUAAGAUUAGCAAAACAACAACUUUGCACGUGCAUCACGCUUUUUUGUACAUUUCUUUGCCGUCACAGCACGAAUACGGCGUGAAAAUGCCUAAUUUCACAUUUUAUGGAGGACGUAAACAAGCUACUAAGAAAUUUUCUUUCUCUUUCUGAACUUGGAUAUGCUUUUUAGGAAUUCAACUCCCAGGAGAGUUCGUCUAAAUUUCACAAAGUAAGUUAGUUGGAACUGUCGCGAUGAAGAUUGAAUGAAAGCGAAUUCACUUUUUAGGCGAUGUUUUCGCGGCCAUCGCCUUUGUCGGAUCUGAAGGUCCCAAAUAAGAAGCUGAAGCGACGCUGACGGUGUCGGCGACGAAAGCAUCACUUAAAAAGUGAAUCUGUUCCUUUUCAAACUUCAUCGCUCUUAUUCGAUCUCGUUCAAUUUUAUCAAAUUUUGGCGAAUUUUUCUGAAGUUUAUGAAUUCCAAAAGAAGCUUAUCUAAGGCCUAUACCAAACGUCGAACUAUUCAUGUAACGAACGAAACUCCAAUUUGGGUCGACCUCAAUUAAGUCAAGUUCGUCUGUUGGAUCAGACGUCGAACGUAGGACCCGUCGAACCAAUCAACUGAAAAAGACCAAAAAGCAAUUUUAGCCGAACGAGGCUAAAUAUACAUUCUCAAAUUUUUAAUUCACUAGUUUAAUUCGUCGCAUGUAAAGAUCGACGUUUGUCGCGGAGACGAUCUUCAGACGUCUGAAGCAGACGGAUAGAACGUGUUGGACGAUCCAAACUCAUUCAGACGAACUUAACUGAGCCACACGUCCAACUUUUCAUGAGUUCGGUUAGUCUCGUGAAAAGUUCGACGUUUGACCUAGGCCUAAUGAUGGCUGAACAGUUCUGAUUAAUAGGGAAUUCUCUACACGACUGUACUGGUUGGCAAGCCGGUUCUGACAAAAUGGAUUGUAAGUGCCCU